GCAACGCCUACAGCUUGGCUCCCGACUACAUUGUGUUUUUUUGGCGUCGUCUUAAAAGCGAGCGUGUUCUUUAAAAUAUAAUAUACUAGAUUCCAGGAAGAUCCACGUUCCGUUCGCGACAAUGAGAGACUCGGCCGCACAAGCGACUGCGGCUGUGGCACCUGCGGCCACGCAGAAAUGGAUUGUGUGCCGGGUGUGCCUGCAGCAGCCCAAGGAGCCCAUGGCCAGCAUUUUCAACGACGAUACGGAAAAGGACUUGACCCACAUGAUCCGCGAGUGCGGUGGAGUUCCCAUAAAGAAGUUUGAUCACUAUCCGGACAAGAUAUGCGAGAAGUGCUGCAAGAUGCUCAAAAUGUCAUUCAAGUUUCGGCAGACGUGCCAGCGGUCCUACGGCCACCUGAGGCAGUUCGUGGCCCCCGUGGAGGUGGAGCAUCGACCGCCCGCAAAGAAAAGGGCAAAUCAAACUUCCCAUCAGGAGCAGGAAACCGAGGACAUGAAGCAUGAGCAGGAAUUGGAGGAGGAGGAGGAGGACCUAGAUGGAAGCCAAUAUGCCGAGGGUGAGGCUGAGGAAACGGCGGAUGCCCAGGCCCACGACUACCCCGACGAUCUCGAGGAAGGCAUACUCGUAGAACUCGAGAAGGAUCGCCUUGUGGCUGUUAAAAAUGAACAGGUGGAAGAGGAGGGCAUCAUAGAGGAGGUUUACGACGUGUACGAGACCUACGAGGGCGACAUUAUAACCGAGCAGGAAAUGGCCGAGCACUCGCUCUCUGGACUCUCUGCAGACAUUGAAUACCUGGACCACGUCGAUCAGGAUCAAUUAACCGAGAGCGCUCACGAGGAUGAUCCUGACGAGGACGAAUUCAUACCAACAAGAUCGGUUAGAGCUGCCGCCAGCAAGCGCGGGGCCAUCAAGCGACGCGCCAGCCCUCGCAAGGCAGCCACGUCGUCCGCGAAAGCAGCUGCGGGAACAUCCAAGGACGGUGCCCGCAGCGGCAAUCCGCUGAAGAUCAGGCGGGGCAACAAUGAUGCGGCCACCACGAAAAUCGUUCUUAACGAGGACGGCAUUUCGAUUGGUGAACUUCUGGCGCGAAAACAUGCCGGGGUCAAAACCAAGGGCGGUCACAAGAUACUCGUAGGCGACAAGAAGGAGUUCAAGUACAUCUGCGACGUUUGCGGCAAUAUGUAUCCCUCGCAGAGUCGCCUGACCGAACACAUCAAGGUUCACUCUGGCGUAAAGCCGCAUGAGUGCGAGAUCUGUGGCCACUGCUUUGCCCAGGCUCAACAAUUGGCCCGUCACAUGAACACACACACGGGAAAUCGGCCGUACAAGUGCAGCUACUGCCCGGCAGCCUUUGCCGACUUGUCCACCCGCAACAAGCAUCACAGGAUUCACACCAACGAGCGUCCCUACGAGUGCGAUGUGUGCCACAAGACCUUUACAUAUACCAACACGCUGAAGUUUCACAAAAUGAUUCACACGGGAGAAAAGCCACAUGUGUGCGAGAUCUGCGGCAAGGGUUUCCCUCAGGCGUACAAGCUGCGUAACCAUCGGGUCAUCCAUGAGCGCCGCAGUGGUCCUGGGCGGGACAACGUCGACAAUCUGAUGGCCUACGACACGGCCAACAUUGUGGGCCUAGAGAUGUAGAUUUCUUUCCCAAGAGCGGAAACUCUAAAUAUUAAUAAACACGCGUGUAAUUACAGUUCUAAUUGUAUUGAUGAAGUUUAAGUCUAGCCUAAUUAUGCGGAAAUAAAUUAAGAAUAGCUGCGCA
Molecule: messenger RNA, 1769 nt
Organism: Drosophila kikkawai
Lineage: Eukaryota; Metazoa; Arthropoda; Insecta; Diptera; Drosophilidae
Gene: idc
Product: identity crisis
Biological process (GO): regulation of transcription by RNA polymerase II
Cellular component (GO): nucleus
Molecular function (GO): DNA-binding transcription factor activity, RNA polymerase II-specific; zinc ion binding
Source: RefSeq, a predicted model, not a curated record